CUACAUCGAGUAAGCAUAUUAUCAUUGCACGCAUACGGCGAAGCGAUUGUCUCGUUUUGAUGUCCAGAUGGAAGCGAUUUUUAACUCAAAAGUCAAAUCAAUGAUGAUAACUUGUUGAAAAAUAAACUGGGAAAGAAAUCAGCAGUAUGUCGGUGGGACAGACGAUGCGAGCGCCUAGGGUGCAGCAGACAAGAACUCACGAUUAUCUUUACGACAAUGUGCACACACUAUCUAGCGAGAAGGACCAUGCCCGACACAUGUUCAAGGCCCACACCAGUGUGGACAGGGUUAAAAGGGUUCCCCUGUACAACACGAUGUUCAGUGCCCUGCGUCACCACCCACGGUUCCAAAUGCGUCUGGAGACCACAGACCCCGUGCCGCGAUUCAUCUCGCGUCAGUGGCGUGGCUACUCAACUCAAGCCAGAGAAGCCAUGGUUCGAUACAAGACGUUUAACUACGCCCCAGAUGUCAAGCUUCCUGCCGUCCAGUUUGCCAAGCACGAUGUCGGGGGCCAGGACCGAUACAAGUUCUUCCGUCGUCCCAUCAUCCCGUUCUUGCAGCAAGUGCCACCGGAGGUGGUCCUGCACACCUCAAAGCUGGACCCCUUUAGCCAGCAGGAACAAGUCAUGAUGGAACGGUCCCCAACACCCCUGACUAGAACAGUGGACGUGCAGACGGAUUACCGGGAGAGUGAAACACAGACAGAUCCGUAUACGCCUGAAUAUGUGGUCCGGCCAGGCUCACAGCCAGAACUACUGACGUUGGCCACUCUGUCAUAUGGUCACGGUCUACCCGCCGGUCUUGCCGAGGUUGAGAUGAUUGAGAGAGCCAGAGCCAAGAGAGCCUGGGAGGCGACCCUGCCGUCUCUGAACGACGUGUCUCAGCUGGAGAAGAGGAAACGCAUGAUGGAUGAGAUGGAGAGGAAAGAAUGGAGCCUCAGAGAACAAGAAAUUGAAAAGCUUCAGGAGGCGAGGCUGGAUCUACUGACCAAGAUCCUGCGAGAGAGAGAGGAGAAUCACGUAGAGCUGAACAGCAAGAGGCUGGAUAAACUCUGGAGCAAGAAGCAAAAGGAACGGGAGAGGAAGGUCAACUGGAUACGCAAGGAACACAUCAAAUCGAUUCGGAAGUUGACGCUGAAACGCAGUCGGGUAGAAGGGAACCUGGAGCGACGUGACAUCACGCAGCAGUACUCCAAGUACGACUCGGAGGUGUACGGUCCACGAACCAGGCAUGGCGUCUUCCUGGAUAAGGGAUCUGAGCAGUUUGUGGUCAAGAGUAGAUAUCUGGAUACUUACCAAGGUUUGCUCGAGUUGGAGCAUUCUCUGCCAGACUUUGUGACCCAGCCCAGGGUGGUGGCUCCCAGACCCAAGUCACAGGGCAAGACAGGCUUCAUCAAACGAGCCCAGAGGAGACAGAACGAACUGGAUGAAAUCUACAAAGGAAUCAAAGAUGUGAAGACCAAAGGCAAGGAGGCCCCCAAACCGCUGCGAUUCCUGCAGAAGAUUGAGAAGCCGAUCCCUCGACCACCCACACCAUCCGUGGAGGUACCCAACCUGGUUGAAGAAGAGAAGGAACUGGCUAUCAUCUUCCUUCAGCAGGUCAUCCGCGGCAGGGCCAUACAGAACAUGAUGUUUGAAGGCAAGGAGAAGCGUCAGGAACUGAUCAAUGAGCUGCGCAGCACCCACGCCCUGCAGUCAGCUGAGCAACAGAUGAAGAAACAGGACAAACAAUCCACGCUGAACCUGCAGAGACAACGCAGACUGCAUGAACACAAGGAAUCCUUCAUCGACGAGGCCAUGUCCCAGCUGGAAGGCGAGUCCGUGGGCGACAUGAUGGACUUCCUCAGCAAGGAACUGAUCCGUCUGCAGGAGGAGCGACGCAUCCACGCCUACGCCAUGCUGGCUGAGAGGCAGAGACGCAUACGGGAGGCUGAGGAAUCUGGGCGGAGACAGGUGGAGGAAAGGAGGCGGCGGGAAGAAGAUGAGAUAUUCAAACAGGUUGUCAAGGUGCAUCAGAACUCAGUGGACACCUACCUGGAGGACAUCAUUCUGUCUUCCAUGGACAACACCGCCGACAAGCAGGCCAGGGAGGAGAUCCAGGUGAUGGCACAGCGCAUCAAUGAAGUAGCUUAUGACAUGGAAGACAGGAAAACGGAGUUGGAAUCGGAAGAGAUAGUGGCUGAGUUGGUCUCCACGUUUCUGCUGCCUGAAGUACAGAAAAUCACUGUCAGAGAGAAGGUGAAAAUCCAGCAGAGGAAACACCUGUUGGCGGCGCAUAAAAUAGUCCACAAAGAGACAGAGGAGGUCAUUGCUCAGCAGCCCACUCCGGUCAAAGGUCAAGGGUCACGAGGUCAGACAGUCGGGUCACCCAAGCCUGGAUCGGCCAAGGAGGGGCGAUCCACACCUACUAAGACAUCCAGGCCAGGUUCUGCCGCCAAGUCCAUCAGUCAAACCCCACCACCCACAGGCCAGGCCCCAGCCUCGCCCGCCAACUCCCGUCCCCCUAGCGGCACCCGGCGUGGCUCCCCUGCCCCUGACGGUACCAGCUCCCCCAAGCCCAGGCCUGGGAGUGCUAGGAGGAGGUCAGAUGGAUCCGCUGCUGGAUCCAGAACAGCUUCACCAAAGGUUUCUAAACUGUCACCUAGAACUUCCCCAGUGCCCCAGCAGCCGUCCACACCCCCGCCCGAGCCAGUCAAGGAAACACCGCCCUCACCUGUCCAAGAGCAACCAACCAUCCAAACAGCGCCCUCUACCGACAAAGAUGCUACCCAAGACUCAACCGAAGCAGCAGCAGCAGCAGAACCCUCCAUCGACCAGCGUCCAGUCUCAGAUGAUGUCCCGCCUGCGGAGGCUGAGGCAGUCCCUGACAGUGAGGAUCAGAGGGAGCCCUCGCUUGAAGAACCCGAGCCAGAUGCCGAGAUUCACCAAGACCCCGUCGCCGAUGAGCCUCCAGAGAAGACGGAGACCACUGAUGCAGCACCUCAGCAAGAUGCGAUCAAGGAGGACGCCCUUACCCCAGCCGUGACCCAGGACACGCCCCCUGUGCAUUCUAGCCAGUCAUCACAGUCGGAGGACCAGCAACUCCCGCCCUCUGCCCAAUCCCAAGCCCCGCCUUCCAGCCAGUCCAACAAGAGCGGCAAGCAGACCGCCGACUCGGCCACUCAGGAGGAUGCUAGUGUAACCAUAGCAACAGGACAGGUCAAAGAUGAGGAGACAACCCCAGAUGGCACAGUCUGAGGCAGGAGUUGACCUAAACAGUCUUGACACUGAGUUGGUCGUCUUCAUGUAGGAUUAAGUGUUGUUACUUGCAUUAAGUUAAUCACAAGUCCCGUCACAAGCAAAUCACUCGGCCACUCAGGAGGAUGCUAGUAUAACCAUAGCAACAGGACAAGUCAAAGAUGAGGAGACAUCCCCAGGAGAUGGCACAGUCUGAGGCAGCUAGGAGUUGUCCUAAAGAGUCUCUACACUGAGAUGGUCUUCUUCAUGCAGGAUUUAGUGUUUUUACUUGCAUUAAAUUAAUCACAAGUCCCGUCACAACCAAAUCACAAGGCUAUUCCCAAGUCCCCAUCACAAGUUAAUCACAAGGCUUUUCACAAGUAUUGGUAUUGUUUUAUUUCCAUACAUCACAAUAAAUAAUGUACAGUUAUUCACAAAAAUGCACAGGGGGUGAUGAAUGGCGGAUAUCAGGCAAAAAAAGCAAAUGCCUGUACGUGGCCUGGUUCCUUAUUUAACACAUUACAAGGUAGAAAAGAGAGAAAAAAAAUACGAAAAGUAUCCGACUGAAAGUACAGCUGAAUUCCAGAAUAACAAUUAACAGUGGAUGAACAGUCACAAAGGAAAACUUCUGUAACAGUUCCGUUGGAUAGUUUGUGACCGGACUUGGGACUGGAAGACUAUUAUUGAUUUGUUAGCACCUGUGAAGACAUGUAGGAUUAUUGCAAAUGGGUUUAUUAUGGGUUUUAGGCUUGCUAAAAAUCUGUUUUUCCCAUGAUAAUUUCAUUGAUUAUCGUGGCAAUUACACGUUACUUUUACAAACUUUUCAAGCAGUCCGUCAAAACUGUCCAAGAAUUGCUACAUCAUGUCACCAUAUGUUCAAUUUGAAUUGAAACUUGAACUGAAAUAACAUUUAACAGACAACACAGGAAAUUUAGACAAGUUCUCUCUCAUUUUCAGUAAUUUUUUUCUAAUCUUUAAAAACAAAAAUCAUCCGAGGUUAAAAUGUUUACAUUAAUUAAAGAAAAACCUCAUUGAUGGACUGGGUUUUUCUUUCAUUCUGCUGUAAAUAUGUACAUAAUUACAAUACCAAUAUUUUUUAUUGUGUAAAUCUUCCAUUAUUGCAUUGCGUAUGAGUAUUUUUUGUGUGCUUUGAAUGGUUGUUUUCUGGUCAUGAACUGAAACCAAUCGUUCAAGCAUAUGUCAUCACCUAACACCUUGAUUAACGAAGUUUAUUCCCUGUAAAAUUGGCUUGUACAAUACUAUUAUUAAUAGUAGUUUGAAUGUUUGAGUAUUGGAUAUGAAUUAUCUCUAUUCCAUUGUUUUAGGUUCAUUGUAACAGUUUGUUUGAAAUUAUAGACAAUAGAUGUUUUGUUUAAAACUAGGGUUUGCACACGGGAAUUGUCAAUUCUUGAAAUUUCUUAAUUUUGGAAAAGACAACUGCAUUGUACAUGUAUAUGAAAUUGUAUAUAAUGAACUGAAUAAAAUAAUAGAUAAAUUUGUGACAAAAAAAAUA
Patiria miniata (bat star) is the source of this 4728-nucleotide messenger RNA. It is a transcript of the gene cfap91, whose product is annotated as cilia- and flagella-associated protein 91-like. The coding region runs from base 147 to 3236 and encodes 1029 amino acids. Lineage: Eukaryota; Metazoa; Echinodermata; Asteroidea; Valvatida; Asterinidae. The record is from RefSeq and is a predicted model, not a curated record. The transcript is spliced from 17 exons.